Messenger RNA from Sorex araneus (European shrew), 1713 nucleotides. It is a transcript of the gene BPIFB2, whose product is annotated as BPI fold containing family B member 2. Gene Ontology annotation, molecular function: lipid binding. The record is from RefSeq and is a predicted model, not a curated record. Bases 93 to 1466 code for a protein of 457 amino acids. The transcript is spliced from 16 exons. NCBI's taxonomy places the organism in Eukaryota, Metazoa, Chordata, Mammalia, Eulipotyphla, Soricidae.
CACGAGGAGGAGGACUUGGCUGGGGCUCGGAAGCGGCUGCUCUAGGAACCUGAGUGAGCCCACAGAUCUCGGGGUGCCCAGCAGCAGGGUCCAUGGCUCGGGUGUGCCGGCUGGGCCUGCUGCUGGCCCUGGUGCUGCCCGUCGUCGGCGCCUCCAGGCCGGGCAUCGUGGUGAGACUCAACCGUGCGGUGCUGGACUAUGUGUCUGACAUCGGAAAGGCCCCUCUCCAGCGAGCCCUUCAGGUCACCGUUCCGCCCUUCUGGGACCAUAGUGGAAAGGAGCUUCAGCGCACCAGGAUCCAGAUUCCGGAUGUCCACAUAUCCCACCUCCACCUGAUGUUCAUUGCCGGCAUGGGGAUCCGGGUCUCGGCAGCCGCCAAUUUUACGUUCAGGAUCUUUCGCAGUGGCCCCGAGCCUCUGGAGCUGAAGCUGCCCGUGGAGCUGAUGGCCGACGCCCAGGUGACCCAGAGCUCCAUCCGGAGCCCGUUGGUCAGCAUCUCUACCUGCACCUCGUCCCUGGGCCAUGGUUUCCUGCUCGGUGGCCACGACAGCCCCCCAGCGCUGCUGCCACUGGAGAGGCACCUGAAAGCCGUCCUGAGGAACAAGCUGUGCCUGAGCCUCGCCAGCCUGGUGCAGGACAUCAACGUCCAUCUGGGCACGCUGAUCGGCCUCACCCCAGUGGGCCCCGAGUCCCAGAUCCAGUACUUCAUGGUGGGCCAGCCCGUAGUCACCAACGACCACAUCGCCCUGGACAUCAACGCGGUUCUCUUCCUGCUGGGCAACCCCAUCGUCCUGGCUGUGAACGCCACCCCCUUCCUGCCGCCUCAGCCCGUGGGCGCGCCGGGCGCCAUGGUCACCCUGUGCCUCUCCCAGGACCUGUUCGACUCGGCCCUGCUGCUGCUGCAGAAGGCCGGGGCCCUCAACCUGGACGUCACGGGGCAGCUGAAGUCGGAUGAAAACCCGCUCAACACCUCGUGGUUAGGCCAGUUCAUCCCCGAGGUGACCCGCCAGUUCCCCAAGCCCAUGCCCGUGGUGCUCAAAGUGCGGCUGGGCGCCACACCCGAGGCCACACUCAGCACCGGCAAUGCCACCAUGCGGCUGCAGCCCUUCGUGGAGGUCCUGGUCGCCACAUCCAACUCGGCGUUCCAGUCCCUCUUCUCGAUGGACGUGGAGGUGGACCUGAGCCUCCAACUCUCCGUGUCCAAGGUGAAGCUUCGUGGGUUUACUUCCGUGCUGGGGGAUGUGCAGAUCACCAUGGCCUCGUCCAAUGUGGGCUUCGUUGACCCAGACCAGGUGCGCUUACUCAUGGGCCCAUUGUUUAAGAAGCCCCUGCUGAACCACCUCAACGCUCUCUUGGGCCUGGGGAUCGCUCUCCCCCACAUGCUCCACCUCCAGUAUGUGCCCCCCGAGGUCUUUAUCCACGAGGGCUAUGUGGUGGUGUCCAGUGGCCUCUCCUAUGAGCGCUGAAGCGGCACCUUCUCAGGCUGGGCGCAGGCCAGCUCUCAGCUCCGGGCCUCAAGUCACAUGGGAAACCGAGGCAAAGCCGCACUGCCCAGGGACCAGCCAUGCUGUUUACUCUCCACUGCGAACUGGGUUCCCCGCACACCCUCCCCUCCCCUGCCUCUCCCUGCCUGCUCCCUCCUCCAGCCUCCCCUUCCCGGGCACUGCUCGCCUUCCCCUCAGUGUACAGACCCGGCUCCUCUCAUUAAACACC